AUGAGCAAGACAACAAAAAGGGCCUCCAGUAUUAGGAGAUUGAUGGUGUUCGCAAUAAUAGCCCUCAUCUCUUUGGCGUUGGCAAUUAGAUAUCUAUUUCGCAGCUCCAAUGCUACUGAUUUACAGAAAAUCCUACAGAACUUGCCUAAAGAGAUUUCUCAGAGCAUCAAUAGUGCCAACAAAAUUCAAAACUCUGAUUCUGAUUUAGUUCAACAUUUUGAGAGUUUAGCCCAGGAAAUCAGACAUCAACAGGAAGUUCAAGCAAAGCAGUUUGAUAAACAACGUAGGAUCCUGGAAAAAAAGAUUCAAGAACUCAAACAAACUCCACCGGAGGCUACACUGAGAGAACGUAUAGCCAUGACUUUUCCGUACGAUUCGCAUGCUAAGUUCCCGGCAUUCAUUUGGCAAACGUGGUCCAAUGACGAAGGCCCUGAACAUGUUCAAGAUAUAAAGGGUAUGUGGGAAAGUAAGAACCCUGGCUUUGCACAUGAGGUGCUGAACCAUGACGUAAUAAAUGCGCUAGUACAUCACUACUUCCACUCUAUACCGGAAAUUCUAGAGACUUACGAGGCUCUACCAUCGAUAAUUUUAAAGAUUGAUUUUUUCAAAUACUUAAUUUUGUUGGUACAUGGAGGUGUUUAUGCAGACAUCGAUACUUUUCCCGUUCAACCAAUUCCCAACUGGAUUCCUGAAGAGUUGUCACCAUCCGAUAUUGGGUUAAUAAUAGGUGUUGAGGAAGACGCUCAAAGAGCAGAUUGGAGAACCAAGUAUAUCAGAAGACUUCAGUUCGGCACGUGGAUUAUACAAGCUAAACCCGGCCAUCCUGUAUUGAGAGAGAUUGUAUCUCAAAUCAUCGAGACCACUUUACAGAGAAAGAGGGACGACCAACUGAAUAUUAACCUAAGAAAUGAUUUGAACAUUAUGAGCUGGACAGGUUCUGGGUUAUGGACUGAUACAAUUUUUACAUAUUUCAAUGAUUUUAUGAGGAGUGGGAUUAGAGAGAAGGUUACAUGGAAGCUGUUCCACGACCUAAACCAACCAAAAUUGUUAAGUGAUAUUCUAGUCUUCCCAAAAUUCUCGUUUAACUGCCCAAACCAAAUCGAUAAUGAUGAUCCGCACAAAAAACUCUACUUUAUCACCCAUUUGGCUACACAAUUUUGGAAAAAUACGCCGAAGGUGGAGCAAAAGUAA
Messenger RNA from Saccharomyces mikatae IFO 1815, 1191 nucleotides. RefSeq names its product alpha-1,6-mannosyltransferase (gene HOC1). Lineage: Eukaryota; Fungi; Ascomycota; Saccharomycetes; Saccharomycetales; Saccharomycetaceae. Bases 1 to 1191 code for a protein of 396 amino acids. The transcript has a single exon. Gene Ontology annotation, molecular function: alpha-1,6-mannosyltransferase activity. Gene Ontology annotation, biological process: protein N-linked glycosylation. The record is from RefSeq and is a predicted model, not a curated record. Gene Ontology annotation, cellular component: mannan polymerase complex.